AUGAGUGUGUUUCACUCCUCUUUAGGACAGAAUAGUUUUCUCCGUGCAUACUCUCCUGGGAAUAUCAUCAUUGGUGGACUUUUCCCCAUUCAUUUAAAAACUAAUAGGACUAACACUUCUGCACCUCUCUCCUGUAGUGACUAUGGUUUAAAAACAUUCCUGCACAGUCAAGUGAUGAUAUACGCCAUCAACAAAAUCAACCUACCUAACAUCACGAUAGGAUACGACAUCUAUGACACUUGUGGAGAUGUCGGCCUCGCCUUGAGAGCAACUCUCCAGCUGCUGAAGAAUCAGUCAGACCCAGAAAGCUGUUUAGUGUCAGCAGAUGCUCAGUUCAAGUUACUUGAACCCAAAACCAAGGUGGUGAUCGGGGAAAGGUACUCAGAAGUAUCAAUAGCUGUUGCACGACUUGUUGCUCUGUCUUCAGUUGCCCAGAUUAGUUAUGCAUCCACAAGUGAGCUGCUGAGCAGCAAGUUCAAGUUUCCCACUUUUCUGCGAACCGUGCCUAGUGACAAAUAUCAGACAAGAGGUAUUAUUGAGCUGGUGAAGAUAUUCCAUUGGAAAACAGUGAUUAUUGUGGGAAGUGAUGAUGAGUAUGGGAAAUAUGGCAGUGAUAGCCUUCAAGACAACUUCAACAAAAAGAGCAUCUGCAUUGAAUGUGUUCACAUCUUGUCCGCUGAUUUUACGACAAACAAUAAUAGCAUGGACCAAACUGAGCUGAAUGAACUACUGGAAAAAAUUCAAAACUCUUCUGCUGAGGCCAUCAUCAUCUUCACAAAGGACACUAAUGCAGAAAUCAUCCUGGAAGCAGCUAUUGAACACAGAGUCAACAGAACGUGGAUUGCAAGUGAUGCAUGGUCCAGCUCUCCAAAGAUCUCUGCAAUGUCAGACAUCAAACUGGCAGGAGAAGUUUUUGGGUUCAUAUAUAAGCAGAAAGAGGUGCCUGGAUUUAAAGACCAUGUCAUGUCGAUGUUUAAUGGAACUAAUAACACAAUUCUUAGAGAUUACCAGACGCAGCAUCUACUUUCUUUAAAUAAGUCUGAAGAAGAAAGAAACCAAUAUCUGGCUUCUUACAUCGACCAGGAUGAAUCUUAUGGUAUCUAUAUAGCAGUUCGAGUCAUUGCUGAAGGGCUCAGACGCUUGCUGAAGUGUAACGACCAUCUGUGUGAACGAAGCUCCAGUUUCACAGCCUUAGAGCUUCUAUCGGAAAUCCAGAAAGUAAACUUUACUGAGAACAACACACAAAUAUACUUCGAUAGUGAUGGAGAUCCCAGUUUGGGAUAUGAUAUUGUAUACUGGAACAGGUCUGAUUGCAACAAGAAUUCAACAUGCAAGCAUUGUGAAGAUGGGGCAUAUUCUCAUCCUAAAGAGAAUACAUGUUUGAAAAAAAGGGAUGACUAUCUCGAUUGGGAAGAUCCCUUCUCAAUCAUUCUCAGCUCCCUUGCAGUCGUUGGGAUCAUUGCUACCGUUGUGUUUGCUGUUCUGUUUGCAGUAUAUCUGAAAACUCCCAUUGUGAAAGCAGUUGGAGGUUAUUUGUGUUUUCUGGAGCUUUUUUCCUUGGUGGCUGGCUUCUGUCUUACAUUCACCUUCAUAGGCAAACCUACUGAGAAGAUUCACUGUGUAGGUGUUCCUCUCUUCGGCAUAGCCUUAACUCUCUGCAACUCUUGCAUUCUGGCAAACUUGCUUCAGAUCUUCUUGGGCUUCAAGUUUGACCUUAAGGCAGAGUCUUGGAUAAAGAAGCUGAAUAAGCCAUUGGUGGUGGUGACCAUCAUCUCUGGGAUUCAGUUAGGCCUAUCUGUCUCAUGGCUGACCAAAGAACCACCACAUCCUGACAAUAAAUCUUUAGAUUACACUAUCCUAUACAACUGUAAGAUUGAGCCCCAUACAUACUUUAUAGCCAUGUUAGUCUACAACACUUUCUUGGGCCUUAUUUGUUUCCUGUUUGCAUACAAAGGUAGACAGCUGCCAGAUUUGUACAAAAAUGCUUCUUUGAUCACCAUCAGUAUGCUGCUGUUUGUAGUCAUGUGGAUCAUCUUCCUCCCCAUUUAUUUGACCUUGACAGGGAAAUACCAACCAGCAGUACAAAGUGCAGCCAUCCUCACUUCCUGCUUCAGCAUCCUUGGUUGUCAUUUGGCCCCAAAAUGUUAUAUUAUGUUGUUCAGGAAAGAGCUUAAUCAUGAGCGCGCCAUUGCUGAAUACAUUAGGAAGUUUUAUGAGCAAAAGGGUAUUUCUGUGGUCCACUCGCAGUGUCACACUUAA
Pundamilia nyererei is the source of this 2259-nucleotide messenger RNA. Lineage: Eukaryota; Metazoa; Chordata; Actinopteri; Cichliformes; Cichlidae. The record is from RefSeq and is a predicted model, not a curated record.